Drepanopeziza brunnea f. sp. 'multigermtubi' MB_m1 is the source of this 678-nucleotide messenger RNA. The record is from RefSeq and is a predicted model, not a curated record. NCBI's taxonomy places the organism in Eukaryota, Fungi, Ascomycota, Leotiomycetes, Helotiales, Drepanopezizaceae.
AUGAGCCGACAAUAUUCAGCUUCCACGGCUCCUAUUGACUACGCCACACUGUUACAGUCCUUCACCCAACAAAACCAAGCUGUUCUGGAUGCUCUGAAGCAAAGCGAGGCAUGCCGUAUGGAGAAUGAGCAGCUCAAGGCAGAUCUCAAGCAGAUGCAGCUAGCAUAUGCGAAGGAGAGAUGGGCAUGUUUAGCGCAAGACUUUGCUGCCGAUCUGAAAGUCUUCACAAUCCACCAAAACAUGGAGCUGGAGGUAGAGGAAUUGAAACGGAUGCAUCGAGAACUCGCCCGUUGCUUGUGCGAUAUUGACGAUUUCGACGAGGUUUUGAAAAAACUAAUGGAAGAUGCCGAGUUGCAUAAUCAGUGGAUAUGCAUGCAUCGAGUGAAGCUUCUUUCGUCCGAAGUUUGGCGCUGUACAGAAGAGUGCGAAGGGAGGAACUGUCUGCUGCUGAGGUAUGCAUCGGCGGACAAGGAAGCUGUUCCGUUGUUGCAGUUAAUAUGGAAGGAUACUGAGGGACAUCACCUCACAAGCUGGACGAGCCAUAAGGAUUUUGAGGGGGAGGAUCACCCUUAUGAGGAACAUCACAAGCUGGAGGACAUUACCAGCUGGAGGACAUUACCAGCUGGAGGACAUUACCAGCUGGAGGACGUCAUAAGCUGGAGGAUCACAGGGCUUUAA